Moneuplotes crassus is the source of this 927-nucleotide messenger RNA. Lineage: Eukaryota; Ciliophora; Spirotrichea; Euplotida; Euplotidae. The record is from the annotation of a GenBank genome assembly.
AUGGAUCAUCAAGAACACUUUAAUAGGAACGAUAAAGCCUGGGGCUCAAUUGCUGAGAAGUACGAAUCAGUUUUAGAGAAUACAACUAUUCAGAGCUCAGUUACUCUCUACUCUCUGACAAAUGCCAAAGAUGCUGAAAGAAUCUGUGAAGUUGCUGUUGGUCCUGGCCAGGCAUCUCGAAUGUUUGUAUCAAGCAUUAUGAAGAAAGGCGCCUCUUACUUCGCAAGCGACAUCGCUGACGGCAUGAACGAGAGAUUCACGAAGGGAUUCCAAGACUCUGACUUAGCCUCUAACCCUAAAGUUGGGUACGAGUGGGUUGAGACUGAAGAGGAGGUUGAUGUGGCUGGGCAGGCUGGCAAGGAACUGAGAGGGGUUGAUAGGAAGGUGUUUCAUUUGAAGGCGAAUAAUGAGAAGCUUCCGUAUGCUAGUGAGGUGUUUGAUUGUUAUUUGGCCAGCCUCUCUUUGAACUUAGUCAAUAAUCAUAAGAAUCAGAUCUCAGAGUCAUAUAGAGUACUUCAGAAAGGUGGAGUAGCUGGGUUCACCGUACUUGGAAGACAGGAGAAAUGCAACUAUAUUACUAUAAUCCCUGAAGUUAUUGAGAGUCUUGGGCAUAUACUUAGUGCUCCAAAAGACCGUCCUCAUCCAACAUAUCUUGCAGAUAGGAAGAAGAUAGAAAAAGAUUUUAAGGAGGCUGGCUUUUCUUCUGUGAAAUCUUACUACACGAAUAAACUUAAUUUUGAAAGAUGAGUUAGACCUUUUCAAAUUUAUGGCUGUUGCACCUGUGACAGAGGAAUUCUUUGGAGACCUUAAUGAUGAGCAAAUGGAGGAAUUUAUGGAAGAAUAUAAGAAACAGUACAAUGAUAGGUUUGGAAAGGAUACUUCGGAUCCGCUUGAGUGGGAAAUCUUAGUAAUCAUAGCUACAAAGUA